Rhinolophus ferrumequinum (greater horseshoe bat) is the source of this 2928-nucleotide messenger RNA. It is a transcript of the gene SPIRE2, whose product is annotated as spire type actin nucleation factor 2. The coding region runs from base 198 to 2354 and encodes 718 amino acids. Gene Ontology annotation, cellular component: cytoplasmic vesicle membrane; cell cortex. The transcript is spliced from 15 exons. The record is from RefSeq and is a predicted model, not a curated record. Gene Ontology annotation, biological process: actin filament polymerization; establishment of meiotic spindle localization; actin filament network formation. Gene Ontology annotation, molecular function: actin binding. Lineage: Eukaryota; Metazoa; Chordata; Mammalia; Chiroptera; Rhinolophidae.
GCGCCACCCCCUACAGCCAGGCCUCUCCCUCGCCCGCCCUCACCUGCGCCUCGCGCGCGGGGCGGGGCCGCCGAGGAUGACAAAGCAGCGGCCAGAGGCGCGGGAUCCGCCCCCCGCGCUCAGCGGGUGCGUCGGCUGCCCUGGCGCGGCUGUUAUGGAAACCGGCCCGGCGCGCAGGAGGCGAUGAUGGGGCGGCCAUGGCCCGGGCCGGCAGCUCCAGUGGCGACGCGGCGGCCGGGGCGCGGGCGGCGGGCGCGGGCCAGCCGGAGCAGUGGGAGCUGUCCCUGGAGGAGGUGCUGAAGGCGUACGAGCAGCCCAUCAACGAGGAGCAGGCGUGGGCCGUGUGCUUCCAGGGCUGCCGCGGGCUGCGGGGCGCGCCGGGCGGCCGGCGGCGCAUCCGGGACACGGCGGACAUCCUCCUGCGCAGGGACGGCUCGGUCAGCGCGCGGCUGGAGCCCGGCGCCGCAGAGCCCACGAUGGUGGUGUCAACGGCCAGCUCGGAAGCCCAGGUGGUGCAGUCGCUGGGUUUCGCCAUCUACCGCGCGCUGGACUGGGGGCUGGCCGAGAGCGAGGAGCGGGAGCUCAGCCCACAGCUGGAGCGGCUCAUCGACCUCAUGGCCAACAACGACUGCGACGACAGCGGCUGUGGGGUCGCGGACGAGGGCUACGGGGGCCCGGAGGAGGAGGAGGAGGCCGAGGGCGGCCCCCGCGCCGUGCGCACCUUCGCGCAGGCCAUGCGUCUGUGCGCGGCGCGCCUGACCGACCCCCGGGGCGCACAGGCCCACUACCAGGCCGUGUGCCGCGCGCUGUUCGUGGAGACGCUGGAGCUGCGGGCCUUCCUCGCCAGGGUCCGCGAGGCCAAGGAGAUGCUGCAGAAGCUUCGGGAGGACGAGCCACAGGCAGAGCGGCCCCUGGCGGAGCUUGACAACCUGGGGCACACGGACUGGGCCCGACUCUGGGUCCAGCUCAUGCGGGAGCUCCGCCAUGGAGUGAAGCUCAAGAAGGUGCAGGAGCAGGAGUUCAACCCACUGCCCACGGAGUUCCAGCUCACGCCCUUCGAGAUGCUCAUGCAGGACAUUCGCGCCAGGAACUACAAGCUGCGCAAGGUCAUGGUGGAUGGGGACAUCCCUCCCAGGGUGAAGAAGGAUGCCCACGAACUCAUCCUGGACUUCAUCCGCUCCCGGCCUCCCCUGAAGCAGGUCUCGGAGAGAAGGCUCCGCCCACCACCCCAGAGGCCGAGGACCCUGCACGAGAGGAUGCUGGAGGAGGUCAAGCAGGAGCGCAGGCUGCGUCCUGUGGGGGGGUUUGGCUCUCUGCCGUGCAUCCUCAACGCCUGCUCUGGGGACCUCAAGUCCACCUCCUGCAUCAACCUGUCCACUACCGAUGCGGGGGGCAGCACCCAACGCCCACGGCCCCGAGUCCUGCUCAAGGCACCCACCUUGGCAGAGAUGGAGGAGAUGAACACGUCUGAGGAGGAAGAGUCUCCAUGUGGGGAGGUGACACUGAAGCGAGACCGCUCUUUCUCAGAGCACGACCUUGUCCAGCUCCGGAAUGAAGUGGCUUCUGGGCUGCAGCUGGCCACUCAGCCCCCAGGAGGCUUGGAGCCAUCUUGGGCCCACGUGGGCACCGUGCACACCUGCAAACCAAGCACCCAGGAGCAGGGUUCCUUCUCUGUGAGUGUCCAGUCCCAGCCUGACCCCAGCUCCUCCCGACCCAGUGACCUGGGCACAGCCAAGGACAGGCUAGAGGCCUCUGCGGUCCCUGACACCAAUCACCUGUGGCUGGAGUUCAGCCACCCCGUAGAGAGCCUUGCUCUGACUGUGGAGGAAGUGAUGGAUGUGCGCCGUGUGCUGGUGAAGGCUGAGAUGGAGAGGUUCCAGCAGAACAAGGAGCUCUUCAGCAGCUUGAAGAAGGGGAAGAUUUGCUGCUGCUGCCGAACCAAGUUCUCGCUGUUCUCCUGGCCACCCAGCUGUCUCUUUUGUAAAAGAGCGAUCUGCACUUCCUGUAGCACAAAGAUGAAGACGCCUUCUAAGAAGUUUGCACACAUCCCCGUCUACACGCUGGGCUUUGAGAGUCCUCCGAAGGCGUCAACUGCCAAAACCACGCCGACACAGAGAAGAGACGUCUUCCAGUCCUUGCAGGAGCUCCAGGGGUCUACAGUGGAGGAGGAGUUCCCGCAUAUCUACGCCCAGGGCUGCAACCUGAAGGACGUCUGCAGCGACUGCUUGAGAUUCGUGGGGGACGUGGUGAGCUCCAGCCGCAAGAGCGUGGACGCUCUCAACACCACCCCUCGCCGUGCCCGCCAGACCCAGUCCCUCUACAUCCCUAACACCUGGACUCUCGACUUCAAGUGACAGCCCUCAGCGACCCUGGGCCGGCUGGGAAACCCCGUCCUGGGCACAGCGGCCGGCCUGCCCUCCCGCCCGCGAGUGUGCAUGUACAUAUAUACAUACGCAGAUACGUUUCUGUAACAUACACACAGCCUAUAUAUUUAUAUGCGUGCUUCCUGGCCCCACGGUCCAUUUGGGGUCAGGCUUACUUCCCGGACCCUCCCUGGGGAGGCUGUUUCCUCUGAGGACUCCUCGGGAGGGUUUGGGACCAGACAGGAUGCAGAGGGCAGGUUGGAGGUAGGGUAGAGGGUGCUGGGGGCUCAGAGGACACCAUGUACCAUGUUUGUUCUCUUCUCCAUCCCCUCCCUGGAUGGACAUCCAGACGGGGAUAGGUCACCUUGGUCCCUAGGUGGGCUGCAGAUGCACCUGGGGAGCCUGAGUGGACUGAUUCUCCCAGGAUGGUGUCCCAGGGCCAUGCCCUUGCAGGGUCGGAGGCCACACUCACUUCCUGCCUGACACCCACGCCAUGCAAUGCUCUCAGUCCCAGUAGCAGUUCGUAUUCAUGGCCACUCUCGGCCUAAUAAAGGUGGUUUCAGUG